This is a messenger RNA of Rotaria sordida, 1374 nucleotides long. NCBI's taxonomy places the organism in Eukaryota, Metazoa, Rotifera, Eurotatoria, Philodinida, Philodinidae. The record is from the annotation of a GenBank genome assembly.
AUGUUAACAUUUUUGUGUGCUUUACUUGUUGUUGGAAUAAUUAUAUUGGUCAGUAAAUUACGUCGACCAAAUAUUUCAACACAAAGAUGUGUUCAUAUUGUUGUUCUUGGUGAUCUUGGUCGAAGUCCACGCAUGUGUAAUCAUGCUAUUGAAUUUGAAAAGCAUAAAUUUAAUGUAAAAUUAAUUGGUUAUGCAGAAUCUAAACUUGGCCAAAAGAUUUCUAAUAAUCAAAAUAUUGAAAUAUCUGAUCUAAAAUCAUUUCCAAAAUUAGAUGAUUUACCUGCCGUAUUAGUUUAUGGUUUAAAAAUAUUAUGGCAAUUUGGUACACUUAUUAUUCGUCUUUGUCAAUUACCUAAACCUGAUUUCAUUUGUGUUCAAAACCCACCAUCAAUUCCAGCUAUACUUGCAACAUUAUUAAUAGCAAAACUUCGUGGAGCUCGUUUAAUAAUUGAUUGGCAUAAUUAUGGAUAUUCAAUGUUAGCAUUGAAACAUGGUUUUCAACAUUGGAUUGUUCAUUUAUGUCAACGAUAUGAAUUUUUCCUUGGUCAAUUAGCUGAUAUUAAUAUUUGUGUAUCGAAUACAUUUGCAAAAGAUCUUGGUGUUCAUAUGAUUAAAGCAUCUGUACUUUAUGAUAAACCCACAAAUCUAUUUCAUAUUCCUACAAUAGAAGAAAAACAUCAAAUAUUUAUGAAAAUGAAUACACAAUAUUCUUAUCAAUCAUUUCAAGGAAGAUCGAAUAAUUCAACUAGAUUUACAAAAGAAGAUGAGACAAAUAAUAUUGUAUGUUUACAAGAUAGACCAGCUAUUCUUGUAAGUAGUACAAGUUGGAGUGAAGAUGAAAAUUUUGCAUUAUUAUUUGAUGCAUUAAAAAAAUAUGGUUCUAGUGAAAUGAAUAAUUUACCAUCAAUUGUUUGUAUUGUUACUGGAAAAGGUCCAUUAAAAGAACAAUUUAUUGAACAAGUUGAACGUGAACGUGAUCAAUAUCGACAUAUUGAAUUUUGUUUUCCAUGGCUUGAUGCUGAUGAUUAUCCAUUAUUAUUAGGUUGUGCGGAUAUUGGUGUAAGUCUUCAUCAAUCAUCAAGUGGUUUUGAUUUACCAAUGAAAGUUGUUGAUAUGUUUGCUGUUGGUGUUCCGGCUUGUUCAGUUGAAUAUGAUUGUAUUGAUGAAUUAGUUAAACGUGAUCAAAAUGGAAUUAUUUUUCAAGAUGCUAAUGAUUUAUGUGAUCGGUUACAGAGUUUACUUCAUGGUUUUCCUAAUCGCUGUUUAAAAUUGAAUAAUUUGAAAUCAAAUUUAAGUACUAAUCAAUCAAAAGAAAAUUGGUCAAAAGAAUGGGAAACAGUUAUGAAACCUUUACUUCAUUUAGAAUCUAAUUAA